AUGGCGUCACAGCAACAGGACUUGGUAUUCUAUAGCGAUAAUUCUUUGUUAUCAACGUGUUCACCUUCUGGCGACGAACACACGCUACAAGUGAUAUCACAUAGAGAAGGAACUGAUCCGUCAUGGCUACUCAAUACUCUUCUUGAAAAUGCUUUGCUUGGGACAGCGAAUCUGGUGAACAGAGAUCUCGUACUCAAAAAGAACAACAGAACACUGGCAGUAUACGUUUCAUUCCACAACAGUGCUGAUUUCGUGAUUAACUCAUGUCGCAAGCAAGGUCUCGAUUUAGCCAGCUCCAAAAACUUUACAUUUGUUGACUGUUUCUCUGACUUAUUCACCAAAAAAAUCACUAAAACUGAUAAUUGCAAGCAACAGUUGGCUUCACUCUUUACAGAUAUUUUAAGCAAAGUGGUGCUGCAAGGUCUGUCGAACUGUGUUGUUUUCGUUGAGGGUUUAGAGAUACUCCUAGCAGCCACAGAUGCCACCAGCAAUGAUAUUUUGCGAUGGGUUUCGAAACUCAUCCAGGCUUGCAACUCUCUAUUUAUUACAAUCAAUGCAGAGUCUCCGAUGAUCAACAUGGAAAAUGAAAAUCCGCAAGAUCCAGUGUUUAAAAUUACAGACUUUUACAUAAAGUUGUAUCAUCGUUCGUCUUUGAACGUCAACAUUCUGCCUCUAUCAACAGGUCGAGCCAAUGAUAUAACAGGUUGCCUAACCGUGUCUAGAGGUUCAAAGCCUACCAGUGCAAGCAUAUAUGUGGUCGAGAAAGAAUACGUCUACCAUCUUUCGAAAGAGUCUACAGUCAAAUUGUUUUUUCGUUGA
This is a messenger RNA of Clavispora lusitaniae ATCC 42720, 819 nucleotides long. RefSeq names its product Elongator subunit. Gene Ontology annotation, cellular component: elongator holoenzyme complex. The record is from RefSeq and is a predicted model, not a curated record. Lineage: Eukaryota; Fungi; Ascomycota; Pichiomycetes; Serinales; Metschnikowiaceae. Gene Ontology annotation, biological process: tRNA wobble uridine modification.